Molecule: messenger RNA, 931 nt
Organism: Gilbertella persicaria
Lineage: Eukaryota; Fungi; Mucoromycota; Mucoromycetes; Mucorales; Choanephoraceae
Exons: 2
Coding region: 21-863 (280 amino acids)
Source: RefSeq, a predicted model, not a curated record
UUUUUUUCUUCAAGUUAAAAAUGGGCUUACCCUUAUGGAGACCUAGAGACUUAAAAGAAGAUAUCGAGCCUAUCAUUCAUAAACCCCAUCAUGCUACUUUAAACGACGAUAAUGAUAUCCGAGUUAAUAUUCCCCACCAAUUAAUGCAUAAUAUACAUAAUGGCUAUAGACGCAGUAGACCUUCCUUUUCCUCUUCCCCUUCCUCUUCCUCUUCCUCUUCCCCUUCCCCUUCCUCCUUCUCCUCCUCUUCUUCCUCUUCCUCUCAAAGAAGCGGCUCUCGGCUUUUUCAACCACUUGUUACUCGCUCUCGUCUUGAAAGACGCAGACAAAUGUUGGAGAGACUUCGAGCACAACACUCUUCAAGCACUUCACCGCCUAUUCGGAGUGAACUCGAUCGUCGCCUUCAACAGCGUAUUUCCGAAAAGGAAGAUUUACUUGAGCAGCUAACAGCAACUGUGAAUUUGCUUGAUCAAUUUUUGUCCGCAAGAACAGCACUUGGUUCGGAUUUCGCGGAACUGUUUAUCACUCAAGAUUUGCCUGCUGUUCUUGAGAGCGCAUCUUCCUUGGCUGCCUUGGUACCUGCUGCAAUUGGCAAUAACAGUACUACCUUGAGCAGCGAGAAUACUGAAAACAAUACACUUCAAGAGAUGGUAAAUCGAUUACUUCAAAUUCCUCCUUAUUCUGCUCGUAUACAAAAUGUCGAGCUCAACAUUAUUUCAACACAUAGACGUAUUCAAGAACAAUUAGACCAGCUAAGCUCCACUGUAUCUCUCUCUUCACCACAUCAACAAUCGACAGGAACAAUUAAUAUGAUGCGCACAUUAGCAGGUGGUAAUCAGACUCCUAGUCACAGCAGUAACUAAGAAAGAACAGACAACCUGCUUUUGUAUAUAUAUGUCAAAUAUACCAUGCAAUAUACGUACUUUAUACU